CGCGGCCGGCGCUCGGAGCUUCCUUGGCGCUGAGAGGACGGAGAGAAGGGGGGGUUGGAGCCACCGACCGAAGGAGGAGGAGGAGGAGGAGAAAGGGUUGUGCUCUUGGCCGAGCGAGGGGCGGGGCCGCGGGCGGCGCGUGCAGGUGCCGAGCUCCUGGGACCCGCCGGCGUGCGGGGGGUCUGUGGCCCUCGCCGUCGAAGCAGUCGCCGCCGUCGCUGGGUCGCCGUCGGUCUGCGGAAGGCGGGUUAUGGCGGCGGCGGCGGCAGUGGGAGCUGUGAAUGAAUUCUCCGGGUGGACGAGGGAAGAAGAAAGGCUCCGGCGGCGCCAGCAGCCCGGCGCCUCCCAGGCCUCCGCCCCCCUGCCUGGCCCCCGCCCCUCCCGCCGCCGGGCCGGCCGCUCCGCCCGAGUCGCCGCAUAAGCGGAACCUGUACUAUUUCUCCUACCCGCUCUUCGUCGGCUUCGCGCUGCUGCGCUUGGUCGCCUUCCACCUGGGGCUCCUCUUCGUGUGGCUCUGCCAGCGCCUCUCCCGCGCCCUCAUGGCCGCCAAGAGGAGCUCCCGGGCCGCGCCGGCGCCCGCCUCGGCCUCGCCCCCGGAGCCGGUGCCGGGCGGCGAGGCCGAGCGCGUCCGCGCCUUCCACAAACAGGCCUUCGAGUACAUCUCCGUUGCCCUGCGCAUCGACGAGGACGAGAAAGCAGGGCAGAAGGAACAAGCUGUGGAAUGGUAUAAGAAAGGUAUUGAAGAACUAGAAAAAGGAAUUGCUGUCAUAGUUACAGGACAAGGUGAACAGUGUGAAAGAGCUAGACGCCUUCAAGCUAAAAUGAUGACAAAUUUAGUCAUGGCCAAGGACCGUUUACAACUUCUAGAGAAGCUGCAACCAGUUAUGCAGUUUUCCAAGUCACAAACGGAUGUCUAUAAUGAUAGUACUAACCUGACAUGCCGCAAUGGACAUCUCCAGUCAGAAAGUGGAGCUGUUCCAAAAAGAAAAGAUCCCUUAACACACACUAGUAAUUCACUGCCUCGUUCAAAAACAGUUAUGAAAACUGGAUCCACAGGUCUUUCAGGUCACCACAGAGCACCUAGUUGCAGUGGUUUAUCCAUGGUUUCUGGAGCGAGACAAGGGUCUGGCCCUGCAGCUGCCACCCAUAAGGGUCCUUCAAAAACAAAUAGAACAAAUAAACCUUCUACCCCUACAACUGCUGCUCGAAAAAAGAAAGACUUGAAGAAUUUCAGAAAUGUAGACAGCAAUCUCGCAAACCUUAUAAUGAAUGAAAUUGUGGACAAUGGAACGGCUGUUAAAUUUGAUGAUAUAGCUGGUCAAGAGUUGGCAAAACAAGCCUUGCAGGAAAUUGUCAUUCUUCCUUCCUUGAGGCCUGAGUUGUUCACAGGGCUCAGAGCUCCUGCCAGAGGAUUGUUACUGUUUGGUCCUCCUGGAAAUGGGAAGACAAUGCUGGCUAAAGCGGUAGCUGCAGAAUCAAAUGCAACCUUCUUUAAUAUAAGUGCUGCAAGUUUAACUUCAAAAUACGUGGGAGAAGGAGAGAAAUUGGUGAGAGCUCUUUUUGCUGUGGCUCGAGAACUUCAACCUUCCAUAAUUUUUAUAGAUGAAGUUGAUAGCCUUUUGUGUGAAAGAAGAGAAGGCGAGCACGAUGCUAGUAGACGUCUAAAAACUGAAUUUCUAAUAGAAUUUGAUGGUGUACAGUCUGCUGGAGAUGACAGAGUGCUUGUGAUGGGUGCAACUAACAGGCCACAAGAGCUUGAUGAGGCUGUUCUCAGGCGUUUCAUCAAGCGUGUAUAUGUGUCUUUACCAAAUGAGGAGACAAGACAACUUUUACUUAAAAACCUAUUAUGUAAGCAAGGAAGCCCAUUGAGCCAAAAAGAACUAGCGCAACUGGCAAGAAUGACUGAUGGAUACUCAGGAAGUGAUCUGACAGCUUUGGCAAAAGAUGCAGCACUAGGUCCUAUCCGAGAACUGAAACCGGAACAGGUAAAGAACAUGUCUGCAAGUGAGAUGAGAAAUAUUCGAUUAUCAGACUUCACUGAAUCCUUGAAAAAGAUCAAACGCAGCGUGAGCCCUCAAACUUUAGAAGCAUACAUUCGUUGGAACAAGGACUUUGGAGACACUACCGUUUAAGGAAACACCUUUGUAAGCCUGCAGAACAUACAGCAAGCAAGCAAGAAAGGAUCUGCAUUGAACAGUUGUCAGCUAUUGAAGCUUGACCUAAGUUUACAGGACUUGAGUCUUAAAAAUGAUUUGUACACCAAACUUGAAGAUGAGCCAGAACACAAGUUUAAAUAAAAUUCAAAAUGCAAAUGGAGUAUUUUGUUGUUUUAAGGCCUUCUUGCCUUGAUGGUCCUGAUUAUUCCAGUGGACACUAAGUUAGAGCACAACAAAGACUGAUUCUGGUCGUCUUUUCCAAUAUAAUCAUAAUGUAAAUAAUAAUUUGUAUAUGUGUUGCAGAUGAAAGUAUUCCAGAGACCGUGAAUGGUAGAAGACAUAAGAGCCUUUGUUUGUCAUCUUUUUUUUUUCCCUUAAAAUUGUAGUUUUUCUUAUUUUGCUUUCCUGCUGUUUGUCUUAACUAUGGGUGAUUGGAAUGCCAACCACUCUUAAAUUGGUUUGUUUUCUUUUACAAUUACAGUGUGCCAAAUGAAACUUUUUCCUAAGUAGUAGUAAUAGGAAAAAGUUAUUUUGAAGGUUUUUUUCUUCAUAAAUUUACAGACCUUAAACAAUUGUUGUGAUCUUUUCACUUUUUAUUUUUCUAUUCCCUUGCUACCAGUUAGAAAGCAAUAUAAUAGCAUCAAAGCAAAUCUGGCGAAAUGCAGAUGGUUUAAAAGCUUGAGUUACUCUGUCAUAUAACAUGUAGAUCAGUCCUCAUGUGACCUGCAGUAUUUUUUUUCUAAUAUACUUGUCAGAAAUCUAUUGUAGACUGUUAACUUAUUUCUAAUGGAAUUUAUUUUCUGCUAGAAUUACUCAAAUAUUUAAGAGGGCCAAUUUUAACUGCUGUAAAAGUGGUUCUAGUGCAAGCAAAGGGAAAUUCUGGGAGCUAGGACAUUUCUAAUUUAUUGCUUAUUACCUUCUUACUGUUUACAGGAUAAUUAUAAGCCAGUGAAACUACCAUCUUUUAUUCUUAAAAAUGAGUCCCUUCAAUGAAACUUUAAAAAAAAUACUGAAUUUUUAUACAUUGCAUACAUUUUAUAGUUUCUUGUGCUCACUUUAUUACUAAAAAAUUCUAAUCUGUUGAUCUUCCUUUUGUUCCCCAGAAAUGUACAAUAUUGUUUCUUGUUUGUAUAAAUAUGCCUGGUUUUUAUUAUAAAGAUGUCAUUGUAGAAAGUAGAAACUCAUAUCAUGGCCUUUUAAAUAUUAUAAUAAAGGCAAAUGGAUAUUUGCCCUUAGUUUACUGGUUAAAAGCUUGUUUACAGAACUUUUCUUUGGUGCUUAAAUGAUGCUAUGUAAAAUGUCAUGGGUAAAAAGAAUAAUUUUAUAGUAGUAGCAGACUUUUCAAAAGAUGUCAGUGGUUUUAAGAAAAUAUAUUAAAAUUAGAAACUGGACCUACUAUAGAAGAAUUCUAAAAUGAAGACAUUAUACAUUCUUUUUAAGUUAAUCUUGUUCUUGUUAAAGAUUCAUUGAAAUAUAAAUGUAUGAUUUCUUAAGAUCAUGUAUUCUUUGUACCCAUAACUUACAACAUGUCUCUUCUAAUCAUAGAAUGUCCUGCAUAAUAAAAAAAAGAGCUGAGAUAAAAAAAAAACCUAAGCCAUAGCUAUGCAUAUAUUAGGGUUUGUUGUAUCUUUUUUUAAUAUCACAAACAUUAAAGCAUCACUUAUAAAAUACUGAUAAAUGAAAGAUGUUGAUGAAGUACACAUGAUGAGAAGAAUUGGGAAAAUAUAAAAUCACAUUUUUAGUAAAGUUUAAAAAUUUCAUUUAUAGAGGAAUUAACAUUCUUAAUGUUUAGAAAACAGGCUAAUCAUGUGAAAAGACUGUUUCCAGCUCAACUUUUAAAAUACAAUCUCCUUGAAAAUUGAGUGUUCUAUUUGGAAAGUUUUUAGAAAACAUAGGUGUUAAAUGUUGCAAGAUGUGAAGAGUUAAUAUUGUCACAAACAUUGAGUCAAAUUAUAUUAUUGUAAAAAUAUCCAUCUAUGUUUAGAAGUUUCUUUACUGAUGAAGUAAAGACUAGUGCUGGAAGACUGUUUGCUCUGAGUUAGUAUGACCAAGUUUAAUUUUAAGUUGUGGGUUUUUUUUUUUUUUUUUUUCAUAAAAAGGCCAUGAAAAUAGAGUAAUAAUAUAGUAGGAGGUAAGGGGUAAGUUUGCCUUUUUCAGUAAAGGUAGAGUUGCUGAGGUUUUCUGGAUUAAUAUUAGAUUUAGAUUGUGACCUUUUAGAUUUUGUAUUGCACUCUGUUGUAUUAUCUCCUAAAACAUAAUUCUUAAACAUUAAGCAUCAAUGUGUUCUUCAUGUUAAUAUGGCAGAGUUUUGUAAACUAAAUUAAAACUUACUGAUGUGCAAGACAUUGAGCCACAGGAAAGAAUCAAUGUCAUCUUCCCAGUUGUGUUAAGGUUAAAACUUAUUCUAAGCUGUCUGCCUUUUCAGGUUCUUAGGUCAUGGCCUGCAAGGAUACUUUGUGCUGGAGACAAAUUGGAGGUCAAGCAGAUACCAGAAUUCUAAUUUAAGUGUGUAUACAGAAGUCCUUGUUUAUAGUGUAAAAUUGUUCAUAUUUUGUACAAAACUAAUUCUUUUUGAAAAACGAAGCAUUUACAGUUUGUUUUUGGACUCCUAGUCAAAGGAUUUUCCUUUAAAUGCCUGUCUUAUUUUAGUCUAGUCUUUUGUACUUUUCCUCAGAAGAAAUGAAUUAAAGGGUAUGUGUAGCCACAUUUUUCCUAAUGGAUUGGGAAUAAAUGCUCAACUUUA
This is a messenger RNA of Oryctolagus cuniculus (rabbit), 4899 nucleotides long. NCBI's taxonomy places the organism in Eukaryota, Metazoa, Chordata, Mammalia, Lagomorpha, Leporidae. The record is from RefSeq and is a predicted model, not a curated record.